This is a messenger RNA of Tachysurus vachellii, 2531 nucleotides long. It is a transcript of the gene gfap, whose product is annotated as glial fibrillary acidic protein. Gene Ontology annotation, molecular function: structural constituent of cytoskeleton. Gene Ontology annotation, cellular component: cytoplasm; cell projection; intermediate filament. The record is from RefSeq and is a predicted model, not a curated record. Gene Ontology annotation, biological process: regulation of chaperone-mediated autophagy; intermediate filament organization. NCBI's taxonomy places the organism in Eukaryota, Metazoa, Chordata, Actinopteri, Siluriformes, Bagridae. The coding region runs from base 3 to 1322 and encodes 439 amino acids. The transcript is spliced from 9 exons.
UCAUGGAGACCCAGCGUGUACUCUCGUCCUACCGAAAGCGUUUUGGGACUCAGAGCAGCCCUUCAGCCCCACUUAUUACCAGGAGCCUCGGGCGUCUGUCCCUCCACAGCACCCCACGACACACGGCCCUGUCCAGCCCCAGCGUGUCCCGUCUGUCCCUGGGAACCGAGAGGCUUGACUUCUCUGCCGACUCGCUACUUAAGGCUCAGUACCGUGAGACGCGCACCAAUGAGAAGGUGGAGAUGAUGGGCCUGAACGACCGCUUCGCUAGCUACAUCGAGAAAGUACGUUUCCUUGAACAGCAGAACAAGGUACUGGUGGCCGAGCUGAAUCAGCUGCGUGGGAAGGAGCCAAGCCGUCUCGGGGACAUCUAUCAAGAGGAGCUGAGGGAGCUGCGCAGGCAGGUGGAUGGCCUGAAUAAUGCCAAGGCACGGCUGGAGAUUGAGAGGGACAACCUAGCAGCUGACGUGGGCACACUGAAGCAGAGACUUCAGGACGAGACCACACUGAGACAGGAUGCAGAAAACAGCCUGAAUGCAUUUAGACAAGAUGUGGACGAGGCAGCCCUGAACAGGGUACAGCUGGAGCGGAAGAUUGAAGCGCUGCAGGAUGAGAUUGGUUUUCUGAAGAGAGUCCAUGAGGAGGAGAUGCGGGAGCUACAGGAGCAGUUGAAUGCUCAGCAGGUGCACGUGGAACUGGACGUGUCCAAGCCAGACCUGACCGCGGCACUGAGGGAGAUCCGUGUGCAGUAUGAGGCUGUGGCAACCUCCAACAUGCAGGAGACUGAGGAGUGGUACCGCUCCAAGUUUGUGGAUCUGACUGAUGCAGCCAAUCGGAAUGCUGAGGCUCUGCGACAGGCAAAGCAGGAAGCCAACGAUUACCGCAGACAGAUUCAGGUCCUGACGUGUGACCUGGAGUCUCUGCGUGGAACCAAUGAAUCUCUGGAGCGGCAGCUGCGUGAGAUGGAGGAGCGUUUCGCCACGGACACGGCGGCGUAUCAGGACACGGUCGCACGUCUGGAGGACGAGAUCCAGGCUCUGAAGGAGGAAAUGGCUCGACACCUGCAGGAGUAUCAGGACCUCCUGAACGUCAAGCUGGCUCUGGACAUCGAGAUCACCACCUACAGGAAGCUGCUGGAGGGAGAGGAGAGCCGGAUCACUGUUCCUGUGCAGAGUUUCUCCAACAUACAGUUCAGAGAAACCAACAUUGACACUAAACCACCUGAGAAUCUCACUAAGAGAAGCAUCAUAGUACGAACCGUGGAGACACGUGAUGGAGAGAUCAUAAAGGAGUCGACCACGGAGAGGAAGGAGGUGCCGUAAGGACGAGACGUCUUCACGUCUUCUUCACUUCAUCGCUACACACAUGAGAAAUAACAUAAACACUAAACUUCGAUUAAACCAUGAACAUUAACACCGUUACACAUCUGUUUACUCCUCACUAACAUCUCAUUAACACACAAACCCUCAGUGUUUAUAACACGGAGAUGAAAAUGCCUACUGAGGAAGAAAAGAUUUAAAAAACGUCACGUCUGAUUUUAUCUAAUCAAAGGGAUGAAGUUAGAUAGGUUUGUUCCUGGUGAUGGGGGUUUACAAAUGAUCCAGAACUUUCCAUUGGCUUCAGGAUCAUUUCAGCUAUAAUUGACUGAAAAUACUAAAAUACUAAUUCCAAAAUACUAAUUAAAGAUGCCCUGCCACACGUAUUUCAUUCCUUUUGUGGUAAUGUCUCUGUACCAUGGACUCUGUAACUUUUUUUGUGGAAAUAAUGCCUUGGUUACCUUGUUUCAAGCCAUUCUAGUGUGGUAUAGAAAGCCUGCAGGAAGACUCAGCUCGAUUUGCGCCAGUUCUCAUGAAUAUUCAAAUGAGCUAUGCUGCUUGGCUCCGAUUGGCUAACCGCUAGGAUAUGAGAGCAUGACUAUUCAUUCAUCCACACAAUAAGUAGCCUAGGCUAGAGGAAAUUUGUUUACAAUCACCUUGAAUUGCGGCAGAACGGCUUCUUCACGAGCCCGUUGACGUUCAGCCAUCCUUGCUGUAUAGGAAACUCACUGAGCUACACGAAUUCUGGGGGCGCGGUCUCAAGUGGGAGAGCUCAUGAAUAGUAAUGAGCUCAAUCAUUACUACGUCACACUGACCAGCUUUUCCAACUGACCCGAUAACAGGAUUGUAUUGGAAAGACUCCGUAAACAGGGAUGACGGGAAAACCGGACAAAUCCGAGGCGCACGUGAAGGCCGCAUGUAACGGUGUCGUCUUGUCUUCAUGUUAAUUCAACUUUUUUUUUUUUUAGAGCGGAUGAUUGUUGUCUAGAUUUCAGUAAGUGUGUGACAGGAAGUGAGAUGUAGCUUGAUGGGAAUUUGUAAGUAAUGUAGGAAAGUCUUAGCGAGGGGAAUUUAUCGGCGGUGCACCAGGAAGUUUUUCGCCUCAUCCUUCUCUGUGUUUGUUUUGUCCGUCUCGUCAAUUUUUAAUGCUUUUAUUGUUAACGCUUUUGUUGUAGCGUCAUCUGUUUAAUUGAUGUCACUGAUCUGAAUAAAAGA